Pogonomyrmex barbatus (red harvester ant) is the source of this 1481-nucleotide messenger RNA. RefSeq names its product putative gustatory receptor 28b. Gene Ontology annotation, biological process: sensory perception of taste; chemosensory behavior; male courtship behavior. Gene Ontology annotation, cellular component: axon; dendrite; neuronal cell body. NCBI's taxonomy places the organism in Eukaryota, Metazoa, Arthropoda, Insecta, Hymenoptera, Formicidae. The record is from RefSeq and is a predicted model, not a curated record.
UGUGUGUGUGUGUGUGUGUGUGUGUGUGUGUGUAAACAUGUAUAGUUAUUUUCUCGACGAUCGAUAAGGCAAUUUGAUUGAAAGUUGCGAUAAAUCAUACAUCUUGCGUGCAGUAUUAGUAUGAUUUCCGACACGGACUAGUAGCUAUAUUAUAUAGUGAAUGUGCAAAUAAAAAAUUGUGUGUAAUAUAUCAAGGUAAGUAUGUCUAACAAAUGUUAAUUGUGUAUUAAUUGAUAUUAUCAAUUUUUCAAUGAAUUUAACUCAAUCAAAACUUUUUAGGAAGUUUCAAUGGAACUAAAAAAAAAGCAAUUUUUAAUGUCUACUGGUCAAUCUCUAGAAACAAUUUCGCAUUUUUUGGGACUCAAUCUGUCGAGUUACAUAGGCAGAUUAUACAGUCUUGUAUUGAUAUUAUUGUUCUCUUUUUUAAGUCAAAUAUCUUGGCGCAGUGUUUGCACCGAGCAUUGCGAAAAACAUCUUACCAUAAAAUUCAUGGCAAUCGCGAGAUUCUUCCUAAGUACUUUCUUUGUAUUGACUACGUUGAGCAUAUCUAUAUUUCAUCCAAAACAAUUUGCUUUUCUUCGCGAAGAGAUAUUCAUCAUAGACUCCAUAUUCGAAUCGUACGGUGCGAAAUUCUCAGACGAAGAUAUUUUCUUCACAAAAUAUAUACAGGAUAUCGCAACAGCGAUAAUAACAUUAUUUGUCAUAAUGGAAAAUGCUUAUGAUAUAAUUACGAAUAAUUCAUUUCAAUUGAUAUGCUUCUUUUUGCACGAUUGGUAUUUCUUACUGUAUGAGUUAGUUAUGAGCGGAUUAUUCGCUCAUUAUAUAAACGAUAUAUAUCUAAGAUUCCGCAAAUUGAAUAAAAUUGCGAUAAAAUAUUCGAGGGAGAAUCUAUCCAUUUCGUGUAUCGGUUUCUCUACAAAUUCAAAUUCAUUUAACAAAUGUGAUAGCACUGUAAUUAUCAAGAUCCGAUUACUUCAACAUAUUCAUCAUGAAUUAUACAUUUUAGCAACAAAGACGAAUACAAAUUUUGGUCUGCAGCUUUUGAUAGAUUCUGUUUUAUCUUUGAAUAAUAUAAUUUUCCUGCUUUAUGACAUGUAUCGGGAUAUGGAAAAAGACAACAACAAUACCGGAAUGUUAAUAAUUCCAAUAAUUUUCGUGUCUUUUUAUGCUCUUCGAUUUCUGUACAUCAGUUAUGUUUGUCAACGACUGAGAAAUAAAUUUAGACAAACAGCAAUCAUUUUGCACAAUGGUUUUCUGGAAAAUAAAUCCUCGCGAGCUGAAGUGAUACACUUUUCACUUCAGCUGAUUCAUGAGAAUUUGAUAUUCACUGCUUUGGGAUUGUAUGAAAUUAAUAUUCCUCUCAUAUGCUCUAUCGCUGGAGCUGCAGUAACAUAUCUUGUUAUGUUUAUUCAAUUAGACACAAUAAAAUUUGCUAUUGCAAAUAACAAUGGAACUACUAAAUGAAGUUAUAUAUGAAAAUA